GCCCGCUCCCCCCUCCCCUGAGCGCCGCUCCGGCUGCACCGCGCUCGCUCUGAGCUCCGUGCUCCUAAGCUAGUGCCACCGUUGUCUCCCUCCAGUCGCCAUCAUGAUCAUCUACCGGGACCUCAUCAGCCAUGAUGAGAUGCUCUCCGACAUCUACAAGAUCCGGGAGGUCGCGGACGGGCUGUGUCUGGAGGUGGAGGGGAAGAUGGUCAGUAGGACAGGGGGUAACGUUGAUGACUCGCUCAUUGGUGGAAAUGUCUCCGCUGAAGGCCCCGAGGGCGAAGGUACCGAAAGCACAGUAAUCACUGGUGUGGAUAUUGUCAUGAACCAUCACUUGCAGGAAACCAGCUUCACAAAAGAAGCCUACAAGAAGUACAUCAAAGAUUACAUGAAGUCAAUCAAAGGGAAGCUUGAAGAACAGAGACCAGAAAGAGGAAAACCUUUUAUGACAGGGGCUGCAGAACAAAUCAAGAAUAUCCUUGCUAAUUUCAAAAACUAUCAGUUCUUUAUUGGUGAAAACAUGAAUCCAGAUGGCAUGGUUGCUCUGCUGGAUUACCGUGAGGAUGGUGUGACCCCAUAUAUGAUUUUCUUUAAGGAUGGCCUAGAAAUGGAAAAAUGUUAACAAAUUUGGCUGUUU
This is a messenger RNA of Lagenorhynchus albirostris (white-beaked dolphin), 637 nucleotides long. Its product is annotated as translationally-controlled tumor protein-like. Gene Ontology annotation, cellular component: cytoplasm. Gene Ontology annotation, molecular function: calcium ion binding. The record is from RefSeq and is a predicted model, not a curated record. Lineage: Eukaryota; Metazoa; Chordata; Mammalia; Artiodactyla; Delphinidae. Bases 104 to 622 code for a protein of 172 amino acids. The transcript has a single exon.